Messenger RNA from Cervus elaphus (red deer), 1522 nucleotides. RefSeq names its product nudix hydrolase 6 (gene NUDT6). The coding region runs from base 516 to 1253 and encodes 245 amino acids. The record is from RefSeq and is a predicted model, not a curated record. Gene Ontology annotation, molecular function: ADP-ribose diphosphatase activity; NAD binding; NADH pyrophosphatase activity. The transcript has 5 exons. NCBI's taxonomy places the organism in Eukaryota, Metazoa, Chordata, Mammalia, Artiodactyla, Cervidae.
CGCGUAUCAAGUGCCUCGCACAGUUUCCGCCACAUACUUACCGCUUAUUAAAUGUUAAGUUGUUAUUGUUUACUGACAUUUACCGACCCUUGGUUCUGCCGGGCACUUUGACCAGGACAAAACUGUCGCAUCCUAGUAUAGGUGGUGGCCAGUGAAUUGGCUGGAGAGGUUUGAGUGGUCGUCUUUGUACACAGGUUGGGUCAGGAGCUGUGGAGACUGUGAACUAGUUUGCGUCUGUUUUACAAAAAGCUGGUUGCUUUUUGUAAUUAACCGGGGAGACUGAUAGAGUGGUUUCAGUCUUUGGUAGGAAAACUCAUCACUUUUGAACCUUGAGUCCACUGAUAGGAAAGAUAACUAGGAUAGAGGAGACCUCACUUUGAGAGCCCGUUAUUUGGUGGAGCAGCCGGUUUUUCAAGCUGCCCAAGGGUCCUUACAAUCAAAUUGAAAGCGAGGCAUGAAAAUUCUUCUUCUCUCAUUAAGAAGGAAACUUCAGAAUCUUUAUCCUGUGAAGCAAUAUGGCGAGUGAGCAUCUGUGGAAAUCUGCAGUACAGAAAUGGAGAUCAGAAGGUAAGGUAGCAGUGUGGCUGCACAUUCCCAUCCUCCAGAGUCGAUUUAUUGCCCCUGCCGCUUCCCUGGGCUUCUGCUUUCACCACGCGGAAUUGAAUUCAUCUGUGCUGUCUCUGUGGCUGGGAGAUGGGCCCAGCAGGUUACCAGGAUACGCUACACAUCAAGUGGGAGUUGCAGGAGCUGUAUUUGAUGAAAAUACUGGAAAAAUACUGGUCGUCCAAGAUCGAAAUAAACUGAAAAAUAUGUGGAAGUUCCCAGGAGGCCUGUCAGAGCCUGGAGAAGAUAUCGGAGAUACAGCAGUUCGAGAAGUUUUUGAAGAGACUGGUAUUAAAUCAGAAUUCAGAUCCCUCCUGAGUAUUCGGCAACAGCACACCCAUCCGGGAGCUUUUGGGAAGUCAGAUAUGUAUAUUAUCUGCCGCUUAAAGCCAUAUUCAUUCACCGUAAAUUUUUGCCAGCAUGAAUGCUUAAAGUGUGAGUGGAUGGAUCUCAGUGAUCUAGUCAAGACUAAAAAUACAACUCCCAUCACAAGCAGAGUUGCAAGACUGCUGCUAUAUGGGUACAGAGAAGGGUUUGACAAAAUUGAUCUGACCAUGGAAGAACUGCCAGCAGUUUACACAGGCUUGUUCUAUAAACUCUAUCACAAGAAACUGCCAGACAGUUACAAAACUAUGACAGGAAUGGAUUAAAUUCUUUACAUGUUUUUAAAAUGUUUAAGUUUGUACAUGUAGAUUAAUGUGUGCCAUAUUAUAGGAAGUAGUGGACAUUUGGGUUAAUAACUAAAUAUGACUUUAAUUUUCUAAUGUCUAUAAUUUCCAUGAAGAAAGCGUGUUUGUACACAUUUUGAAAGCCUCUUUUCAAAUGAAGCAACUGUAUGAGAGAUUGUAGCUUUAAGUAAGUUUCACUGGAUAAAAGGAAAUGCUAUAUAAAAAGUGGAAGUGUAUACAUUUUCUAGGAA